This is a messenger RNA of Cadophora gregata, 1294 nucleotides long. RefSeq lists its product as uncharacterized. Lineage: Eukaryota; Fungi; Ascomycota; Leotiomycetes; Helotiales; Ploettnerulaceae. Bases 132 to 1154 code for a protein of 340 amino acids. Gene Ontology annotation, molecular function: protein serine/threonine kinase activity; ATP binding. The transcript is spliced from 4 exons. Gene Ontology annotation, cellular component: nucleus. Gene Ontology annotation, biological process: mitotic DNA damage checkpoint signaling; protein phosphorylation. The record is from RefSeq and is a predicted model, not a curated record.
CAAAGAUGACAUCUCGACACGUGACUGCAUUGUUGGAACCUGAAUUUGUUUUGAGACGACACCUUGAAGCAUAAUGUAAUCCAGCCGGCAGUGUGUCGAAGACCUCCAAUCUUUGAUUGCCAACUGCCUUCAUGCUUUACCGUCGCUUUACCUCUCGCAAGUCCAUUGGUCGAUUUGUGUACCGUACAGGUAUCAGAAAAGCGUCCAGUCUAGUUGGCAAAUCCGGUCGUGUUUAUAAACACGACCAAGUGCUCCAGAAACGGUGGGGCCAGAAACCUAGUGUCCUGAAAGCCUUCUCCGGAGACGAAUCUUUCGUCCUUAAACGGGUCCGUAAACAUUUCUACGAGCUCUCACAGACACUUGCAGCGGAGUUCGCGGGCUCUCGUCGCCUUCGAAUGCAUAUCGACUGCAGUGAAAGGGAAGAUAUUCUUGUCUAUCCAUAUUACAGAGAAACCCUACUUGAUAUCAUCCAGAGCGAUCCUGACUUUCCGAUAACGGAACGAAAGAAAAUUCUGCAACGUGUCGGAGAGGCAAUACAAGAGCUUCAUGCUAGAGACUGGAUCCACAUCGAUGUGAAGCCUGAUAAUAUCUUAGUCAAUUGGACAAGCGAUAGCAGCGGCCAAAAAACAGUCAGCGAUGUAGCUCUGGGCGACUUUGAUCUUGUCUUCAAAUCUGAAGGAGGCAAGACACGUGAAACCCCUUAUGCAGUAGGAAAUGCAAUGUGGCGAAGUCCUGAAGGACAAACUGGAAGAGGUGUGACAAAAGCGUCCGACAUAUUCUCAUUUGGUCUUGUUUGCAUUUACACGCUAGGUGGUGGAGAGUUCCUGCUGUUGAAUGAUUACAAAGAGCUUGCAGAACGAGGCGUAUCAGCAGAACAAGAGAUUCUUACUCGGCAUUUUACCUACUUUGGACCAGUUACUGAAGGACUUUAUAAGCAGGUUGAUGACAAGAAUUGGUGCGAGGCCAUGAAGAGUUCAUCCGAGAGAGCAGAUUGGCUAGCUAAAGAUGAUCCUGAAUUGAGAUUCUCUUGGUGGUCGCAAGAGCUUGGUUCGGCGGCAAAAGACAUGAUAUGUGGGAUGACCGAUUUGGAUCCGGCUGCUAGGUUGCCUAUAGAUCAUGUUUUGUCACAUAGUUGGUGGCAAGAUGUGGAUUAAAAUCUAUCCUCAUCAGUCGUUACAGACACCUCUCAGCGUCAUUUAGAGUUGCUGCUCGCUUGACAAACAUACGAAGUAGUACCACCGAAUUCACAAGCCUGAAACAACUUUAACUUAUCAAAAGUCUUAUUGUUUGGAAG